AUGGGACCUGCUCGUGUCCCAGGAAGGGCUCGUGACUCCAUCUAUACUCGCUUCCUCCAAUCCUUGGGUAUCCAUUCAGCCUCAUCUGGGUCGGACUUUGCCUACUAUGAGCUUAGAGCUACGGAUGAUAUACUUGAGGAACCUACCGACGAGGAGAGGAAUAGCUUGAGUCGAGUGGCCGACUCGAUACCGUGGAAUGCUUAUCGUGAGUUGCAGCUGCCUUGUCUCAUCCCUCGAGCCAACGCUGAUGCGCGUGGGGUACGAGUUAUUGCAUUCAUUGAGCUAGCUGAAAGGUUUUCUUAUUACGGGACAACAGUGGUUUUUACGAAUUUUUUACAACAACCGCUCCCCCCUCACUCGCGUACUGGCGCCGGAUAUGCAGACGGUCAAUCAGGUGCUCUGGGGCUGGGUCAGCGUGCAUCUUCUGCUAUUGGAACGUUUAACGCCUUCUGGGUGUACUUGAUACCACUGUUUGGGGCUUAUAUUGCCGACACGCGUUGGGGCCGAUUCAAGACUAUAUGCAUCGCCGUGGCCAUUGCUCUCUUCGGACAUGCUCUUUUGGUGGUGUCAGCUAUUCCCGGUAUAAUCGAGCAUCAGAAGCUGGCGCUCGUAUACUUCCUCGUGGCUUUGAUCAUCAUGGGAGUCGGGACGGGAGGAUUCAAGGCAAACAUAUCACCAUUGGUAGCCGAACAGUACAAACAGACGAAGCUUUUCGUGAGGGUCAAUGGUAAUGGCGAUCGUGUGAUCAUAGAUCCUGCACUGACAACUUCAAGAAUCUAUAUGUAUUUUUAUCUGUUUAUCAAUAUUGGUGCCUUGGUCGGUCAAAUUGGCAUGACCUACUCAGAAAAGUACGUAGGCUUCUGGCUUGCAUAUUCUCUGCCUACUGUGAUAUUCCUACUAUGUCCUAUCGUCCUGUUCCUGGGACGAGACCGCUAUGUUAAGUCCCCGCCUUCCGGAUCCGUCCUCGGAACAGCAUGGAAAGUCUGGCGCUUUGGAAUGAAGGGAAAAUGGUCUCUGAAUCCCUAUACUACCUAUCAACACAUGACGGCACCUAAAUUCUGGGACGGCGUUAAACCCAGCCGCCUCGAAGAUAGUCUGCGCCCUGAGUGGAUGGCAUUCGACGACCAGUGGAUAGAAGAGCUUAAGAGGGGGUUGCAAGCGUGCGAAGUCUUCCUCUGGUACCCUAUAUACUUUCUGGUGCUCGGACAGCUGGGUACCAAUUUGACGUCGCAAGCUGCGACUAUGGCGACUCACGGCAUUCCCAACGACGUGUUGUCGAACCUUGAUCCUUUGAUCCUGGUCAUAUUCAUUCCCUUGUGCGACUUCUACGUCUAUCCGGCAUUACGUCGCGCUGGUGUUCGAUGGACGCCGCUGAGGAAGAUCUCUCUGGGCUUUAUGACUGGAUCUGCGGGGAUGUUCUGGGCUGCCACCGUGCAGUAUUUCAUUUACAGGCGAAAUCCGUGCGGAAAUAACGUAGCGACGUGCGUGGAUGCGGACGGCAAGACAAUCACCUCAGACGUAAACAUCUGGUGGCAAACCGGAUGCUACAUCCUCGUCGCGUUCUCCGAGAUCCUCGCUUCGAUCACUGGCUUGGAGUAUGCGUAUACGAAGGCACCGAAGAACAUGCGCUCGCUCGUCAUGGCGGUUUUCUUGUUCAUGUCUGCUGUAGCAAGUGCCAUUGGCGAAGCUUUCGUUGCGCUGUCAGCUGACCCUCUGCUCGUGUGGAAUUAUUCGCUGAUGUGCGCACUUGCUGCUGUGUCCGGCCUUCUCUUCUGGCGAAGGUAUCAGCAUCUUGACGCCAACGAAGAUGAGAUGAACAAUCUUAGUGAGGGUCAUCUCCACAGCCCAACACACGGUGAUGUUACAUGA
Fibroporia radiculosa is the source of this 1869-nucleotide messenger RNA. RefSeq lists its product as uncharacterized. The record is from RefSeq and is a predicted model, not a curated record. The coding region runs from base 1 to 1869 and encodes 622 amino acids. Gene Ontology annotation, molecular function: dipeptide transmembrane transporter activity. Lineage: Eukaryota; Fungi; Basidiomycota; Agaricomycetes; Polyporales; Fibroporiaceae. The transcript is spliced from 7 exons. Gene Ontology annotation, biological process: oligopeptide transport; transmembrane transport. Gene Ontology annotation, cellular component: membrane.